Molecule: messenger RNA, 1212 nt
Organism: Cervus elaphus (red deer)
Lineage: Eukaryota; Metazoa; Chordata; Mammalia; Artiodactyla; Cervidae
Gene: PQBP1
Product: polyglutamine binding protein 1
Exons: 7
Coding region: 376-1158 (260 amino acids)
Biological process (GO): alternative mRNA splicing, via spliceosome
Cellular component (GO): cytoplasm; nuclear body
Molecular function (GO): ribonucleoprotein complex binding; protein binding
Source: RefSeq, a predicted model, not a curated record
ACCUCUAAGCUCGGGGAGAGAGAAACUCAUUCUGUGCUUUGGGAAAAGAGAGUCGUCUGGUCCUGGCGCUCAUAGAGACGACGAGAGAGAGGUGGCCAGUUGGAUAGUCGUCCACUACUUGCGUGACUGCAUUGGUAAUGUUGGGGUGGGUGCAUUUUUUGGAGCUGGAGAAAAUGUUACACUGUGCUCCCCCAUCCCAGCGCUUUGGUUCCUCCCACCCAGCAGUCUUUGGGGGACGUUGGGUGAAACCAUUUUGGGUCGCGGGGGAGCCGCGCUUGGCCCCUUGGGCGAUGGGCGGAGCCUGGGCCUAGGACGGAAACCCGGUGCUGGAGCCACUGGCCUGGGAGAGCAGAGUUGGCCUGUCUGCCAUCCACUAUGCCGCUGCCCGUUGCGUUGCAGACCCGCUUGGCCAAGAGAGGCAUCCUGAAACAUUUGGAGCCCGAACCAGAGGAAGAGAUCAUUGCUGAGGACUAUGACGACGAUCCUGUGGACUAUGAGGCUACCCGGUUGGAGGGCCUGCCACCAAGCUGGUACAAGGUGUUUGACCCUUCCUGCGGACUUCCUUACUACUGGAAUGUGGACACAGAUCUUGUGUCCUGGCUUUCCCCACAUGACCCCAACUCUGUUGUUACCAAAUCCGCCAAGAAGCUCAGGAGCAGUAAUGCAGAUGUUGAGGAGAAGCUGGAUCGGAGCCAUGAGAAAUCAGACCGUGGCCACGAGAAAUCAGACCGAGGUCAUGAGAAGUCAGACCGCAGCCAUGAGAAGUCAGAGCGGAACCAUGAGAAGUCUGACAGGGACCGGGACCGUGGUUAUGACAAAGUAGAGAGAGAGAGAGAGCGGGACCGGGACCGCGGGUAUGACAAGGCCGACCGAGAAGAAAGCAAAGAACGGCGCCACCAUCGCCGGGAGGAGCUGGCUCCCUACCCCAAGAGCAAGAAGGCAAGCCGGAAGGAUGAAGAAUUAGACCCCAUGGACCCCAGCUCAUACUCAGAUGCACCCCGGGGCACAUGGUCAACGGGACUCCCCAAGCGGAAUGAGGCCAAGACUGGUGCAGACACGACAGCAGCCGGGCCCCUCUUCCAGCAGCGCCCUUACCCCUCCCCAGGGGCUGUUCUUCGGGCCAAUGCCGAGGCCUCCCGAACCAAGCAGCAAGACUGAACCUCCACCCACCCCCACCCACCCCCGGGUUUUUAAUAAAAGCUUUUCAGUGGA